AUGGGUGAGAGCACGUCAGUUUAUCUGCUGGGGAACCCAUGGCCAACAUUUCGAGCUGGAGGAAGGCAAGGCACCGAUGUGUCGAAAUAUCUAGUCGACGUUCGAGACGAUGGCGAUCCGUCAUUCACGUUCCGCUCCAUGGUGCUUGGCUCUCUCUUCACCGCGCUGUCAAGCGUCAUAACGAUGCUGUACCAGUUCAAGCCAGUGCAGAUUCAGGUAUCAGCUGUGUUUCUGCAGUUGCUGGUCUUCGUCUUCGGCGAGGCCUGGGCGCGCUUCACUCCUUCACCAGACCGGGUACCUGGGAGAUGGCUACAAACUGUCUUUCGUUUCCUCAACUUUGGACAGCCAUUUGGUAUCAAAGAGCACGUUGUCGCCGCGCUCAUUGCAUCAUCCGGGAACAAUGGCCUUUCUGGUGUGGACAUCUACGCGGUCGAACGACUCUUCUACAACAAGUCUGUCACGGCCUCAACGGCUGUUCUAGCAACAUUCUCGAUCUCUCUAUGUGGGUUUGUGCUGGCUGGAGUCUUGCGUCCCUUGAUCGUGUACCCGGCCGAAAUGGUCUACUGGUCCACGUUGCCUCAAGUCAUUCUUUACCAGAAGCUUCACCUUGACCGAAAGGCUAAUCGUGAUCGACUGGCCAAGUUUGGUUGGGCACUGGCAUUGGCUGCGAUCUGGGAGUUCUUCCCUGCUUACAUGGUCACCUGGUUCGGAGGCUUGUCUGUGUUCUGUCUGGCUUCAUUGAAUGCACCCAAGAAGACUCGCACCAUCUUCACGACUAUCUUCGGCGGCGCUUCUUCGAACGAAGGCAUGGGUCUUCUCAACUUCUCGCUGGACUGGCAGUACAUCCAAAGCCAGUAUCUCAGCUACCCGUUGAAGCAGCAGAUCAAUGCCUGGAUUGGAUUCGCCAUCUUCUAUGUGGUCAUGGCUAGCCUAUACUAUGGCAAUGCAUGGAACGCCAAGACCUUCCCCUUUAUGUCCACCUCGCUAUACAAAGCGGACGGCACCAAGUUCUCCAUCACAUCGGUCCUCAAUAGUCAGGGCACCAUCGACUACGAGAAGCUCGGCGAAAUCGGCUUGCCGCACCUCACUUCGAGUACAGUCUGGGGCUUUAUCACCCAAAAUCUGGCGAUCGGGGCCCUCAUCACUCAUGUUGUCAUCUUCUUCGGCAAAGACAUGGUCCAGGCAUGGAAACAAGCACUCACCCGGACACAGCCCGACCCGCACUACCAGGCUAUGCUCAAGUACAAGGAGGUCCCAAUGUGGUGGUAUCUCGCAACGUUUGUCCUCUGCUUCUUCGCUGGACUCAUUGUGAAUCUAAAGGGCGACACAACACUCUCCGCAUGGGCAUACAUAGUCUCUCUGCUGCUGGGUGCGUUCAUCGCGCCGUUCUCCUGCAUUCUCUACGGUCUGUAUGGCACUGGCGUCUCGACUAACCAGCUGUCGAAAAUGGUAGCUGGAGCUGUCCAGCCUGGCAAACCCUUGGCUGGGCUGUACUUCGCCAGCUGGUCUCAUCAGGUCAUUCUGCUUGCUGUGAACUUGGCCAACUGGUUGAAAGUUGGUCAGUACACAAAGAUACCACCUCGCGUGAUGUUCUGGACGCAGAUCUACGCAACGUUACUGGGCGCGGCCUUCAACUACGUCGUGAUGACCGUCAUAGUCAACGCAAAAAGGACGAUUCUGCUAGACCCUCAAGGCGACAAUGUCUGGAGCGGUGCCUGGAUGCAGAGUCUCAACAGCCAGGCGAUAACGUGGGCGCUUGCUAAGGAAGUGUACGGCACCGCUGGGCAAUAUCUUAUCGUCCCAAUGGGUCUCAUUAUUGGACUGGCCGUGCCUGUGAUCCACUGGGUACUUCUCAAGUUCAUUCCUCGUCUUAGUCGAUGGCCUCUGAACACCGCAAUCAUCGCGUCCAACGCCGGACAGUACUACUAUGGAAAUACAUCGUUCGUGUGGUCCACGAUUGCGGUCGGCGUAUUCUCACAGGUCUGGCUCAGAAGGAAAAGGCCAGACAUCUACAACAAGUACAACUACCUCAUCGGCGCUGCCCUGGACGGUGGAUCGCAAAUUGUCGUCUUCGUGUUGUCUUUUGCAGUCUUCGGAGCCAGUGGGAAGAGCCAUCCGUUUCCCACUUGGUGGGGAAAUCCCUCUGGCAACCCUGACCAUUGUUUGUAG
Fulvia fulva is the source of this 2169-nucleotide messenger RNA. RefSeq names its product Oligopeptide transporter 4. Bases 1 to 2169 code for a protein of 722 amino acids. The transcript is spliced from 3 exons. The record is from RefSeq and is a predicted model, not a curated record. Gene Ontology annotation, biological process: transmembrane transport. NCBI's taxonomy places the organism in Eukaryota, Fungi, Ascomycota, Dothideomycetes, Mycosphaerellales, Mycosphaerellaceae. Gene Ontology annotation, molecular function: oligopeptide transmembrane transporter activity.